Molecule: messenger RNA, 1608 nt
Organism: Acanthosepion pharaonis
Lineage: Eukaryota; Metazoa; Mollusca; Cephalopoda; Sepiida; Sepiidae
Source: the annotation of a GenBank genome assembly
AUGGAGUCUCCAUCCCUAAACUUGUCUCCAUCGCUAAACUUGUUGCCACCUCAAGGCAGGAGAACUCAGCCUGCUUUGAAAUUCAAGAGAUGCAUUCAUUUCUUUGUAAAUACAAGGUGCUUUCUCUUUAACUCCCUAUUUCCUUCUCUCUUUCCUUUCUUCUCUCUUUCCCUUUCCCUUUCUUCUCUCUUUCCCUUUCUUCUCUCUUUCCCUUUCUUCUCUCUUUUUCCCUUUCUUCUCUCUUUCCCUUUCUUCUCUCUUUCCUUUCUUCUCUCUUUCCCUUUCUUCUCUCUUUUCCCUUUCUUCUCUCUUCCCUUUCUUCUCUCUUUCCUUUCUUCUCUCUUUCCUUUCUUCUCUCUUUCCUUUCUUCUCUCUUUCCUUUCUUCUCUCUUUUCCCUUUCUUCUCUCUUUCCCUUUCUUCUCUCUUUCCCUUUCUUCUCUCUUUCCCUUUCUUCUCUCUUUCCCUUUCUUCUCUCUUCCCUUUCUUCUCUCUUUCCCUUUCUUCUCUCUUUCCUUUCUUCUCUCUUUCCUUUCUUCUCUCUUUCCCUUUCUUCUCUCUUUCCCUUUCUUCUCUCUUUCCUUUCUUCUCUCUUUCCUUUCUUCUCUCUUUCCCUUUCUUCUCUCUUUCCCUUUCUUCUCUCUUUCCUUUCUUCUCUCUUUCCCUUUCUUCUCUCUUUCCCUUUCUUCUCUCUUUCCCUUUCUUCUCUCUUUCCCUUUCUUCUCUCUUUCCCUUUCUUCUCUCUUUCCCUUUCUUCUCUCUUUCCCUUUCUUCUCUCUUUCCCUUUCUUCUCUCUUUCCCUUUCUUCUCUCUUUCCUUUCUUCUCUUUUCCUUUCUUCUCUCUUUCCCUUUCUUCUCUCUUUCCCUUUCUUCUCUCUUUCCCUUUCUUCUCUCUUUCCUUUCUUCUCUCUUUCCCUUUCUUCUCUCUUUUUUCCCUUUCUUCUCUCUUUCCCUUUCUUCUCUCUUUCCUUUCUUCUCUCUUUCCCUUUCUUCUCUCUUUCCCUUUCUUCUCUCUUUCCCUUUCUUCUCUCUUUCCCUUUCUUCUCUCUUUCCCUUUCUUCUCUCUUUCCCUUUCUUCUCUCUUUCCCUUUCUUCUCUCUUUCCUUUCUUCUCUCUUUCCCUUUCUUCUCUCUUUCCCUUUCUUCUCUCUUUCCCUUUCUUCUCUCUUUCCCUUUCUUCUCUCUUUCCCUUUCUUCUCUCUUUCCCUUUCUUCUCUCUUUCCCUUUCUUCUCUCUUUCCCUUUCUUCUCUCUUUCCCUUUCUUCUCUCUUUCCUUUCUUCUCUCUUUCCCUUUCUUCUCUCUUUCCCUUUCUUCUCUCUUUCCCUUUCUUCUCUCUUUCCUUUUCUUCUCUCUUUCCUUUCUUCUCUCUUUCCCUUUCUUCUCUCUUUCCCUUUCCUUUCUUCUCUUUCCUUUCUUCUCUCUUUCCCUUUCUUCUUCUCUCUUCUUCCCUUUCUUCUCUCUUUCCCUUUCUUCUCUCUUUCCCUUUCUUCUCUUUUUCCCUUUCUUCUCUCUUUCCCCUUUCUUCUCUCUUUCCCCUUUCUUCUCUCUUUCCCCUUUCUUCUCUCUUUCCCCUUUCUUCUCUCUUUCCCCUAUUUGAGAGCUCAGGCUAA